AAUUCAGCACUAGGGCAAGAGAAGAGCAUUUGUAGAAAUCGAAACCUAACUGCUGGCGAGCGAUAUUAUUUUAAAAAUUGUGUCUCAGAGCUACCCAUCCACUGCUGAAAGUCUUACUUUCAGUUUUGGCUCGCCCAUGCCACUAAAGUAAACUUAGCUCCGGAUGAAUAAACUUCAUCUCUUGGAAGAAUGGACCCCAUAAGACAGCAACGCAGGAAAGAGAUAGGUGAUGCUCUGAGAUUCAUACAGUCUUCUCUGCCUUUUCCGGACUCUGGAGGCUACCAGGACUUCCUGAUCAAGUUGGUGUGCAACCUUCUCAAAGAGGGCAAUUGCUGGUUCAGAGAUGGCUACGGGAAUCGGGCAGUGAGCGAGUUCAGCGAAGCCUUAAAUGUUUCCCACUACGCCUCAGCAGAGGGGAUCCAGAUUCCUCAGGUUUUACUGGAGAGUCUGUAUGUCAACCGGGCGACUGCCUACCACAGCAUGAAGGAAUACAGUCAGUGCGUGAAGGACUGUGACACAGCUAUGGAAGUGUGUAAAAGAAGCCACAGGAUGCUCUACUUGAAGGCCCUUUGCUUGAAGCAUCUUGGAAAGUACAAGGAGGCUUACGACUGCACCAGGGACUGUAUGCUCACCACACGUCAGGACAAACAGGUCAAUGACCUAGCAGAGGAACUUGCCAACCACCUGGGACUGAAAAAACGAAAGCCCUAUGUGUCUGCUCAUGUAGGAAAUGAUAUGAACUCUUUGAGUCAAAUUGCGGCGGUCAGUUCACCCAGUAUGCCUCAAUCUGAGCUUCCUGCCAAAACAAAUAACGGACACCUGCUUGCCAUCUCCGGCCUGCAAAGCCUGGACACAUUGGAGGACUGUCAGCUGAUAGGAGAUGACUUAGACAGCCUGCUUGACUCCAUGCCUCAUGAACAGGAGGCUGCUGAGAUCCCCAUCCAAAAAGUAGCUUCACUUCCCAGCAGAGAAAGCACUUUGGUGCUGCCCGCUCCAACGCCUCACCUCCCUUCAGCCUUCUUCAACUCAGCCACAAGUCAUUUGAACUCCAAUUCACUUGGCGGCCACAACUCACUGGAUACCCUGGAUGACCUCUCCUCUCCCCAGGGCCAUGACUCUUUAGAUAACCUUUCUGGGGGUGUCAAUGCUCCAAAAUUGAAUUCCACAAUGCUAGAUUCCUCUGGUGACCUAUUGAAGGCGCCUCCAUGUGCCAAGGCAGCUGAAGCUGAUCAGUCCAAAACGGACCUGAAAGCGCAAGAAAAGUCGCUUGACGACUUGCUUGUCGAGCUGCAACCUGUGGGGAUCACCUGUGACCGUUCUGUUCCAGCUGGAUCGGUUUCUGGUGUGGACAAGCUGGACUCCCUUGACUCACUGGAUUUGUUUCCCUCAGUGGAAGGUGGGAGGGCUACCUUGCCAGCACUGCCAGAGGUGGGAACAGGCCUGGACCAACUCUGCAAUUUCAGCUCCACUGCUGUCGCGACCUCUAACAAUGUGGUUUCUCCGAUAAAGCGGAGCAAAAAGAAACAGAGGAGUACAUGCACAUCCGUCUCAAACCCUCUGUCUGCCACCCAUGAGUUCAUGCAGGCCUGUUCUACAUGCUUCCCUCGCCGAGGUCAAGGGAUAUUCACCUUCGUUCACAAGCCUGACCUGGUCCACACUUGUAAGCGAGACAUUCUCUUAUGCCGACGAAAGGCAGCUAAACCUACAGAGUGGACCAGAGUGCGACAGCCACCUACAUGGACGUCCUUCACAGGGCCAUUUGUUCUUUGCAGAGAACUGCUGAAGUCUGGAGAUGUGGGCCUGUGUAAGUUUGGUGAGAAAUGCACGUUUGCCUUCAACCAACUGGAAAUAGACGUUUGGACAGAGGAAAGGAAGGGCACUCUGGAUAGAAAUCUGCUGUUUGGACCAACCGACGCCAUCAAGCUGGACCCUACAAACAGCAUCAUCCGCCUUGUACAGGAGCACAAGGGCAUGUUCAUAUUCCUGUGUCAGGAAUGCUAUGAAAGGAAACCUCGGAUCAUCAGUAAGCGCUGCCAAGAAAAUUACACCCUGUGCUCUAACGCGGGUGCCCGCCACUCCUUUGAUGCUAACAAGUGUUUAGCAUUUGUAGUGAGGACCACCAACGUCAACUACAGAAAAGUACGUCCCCUCAGCGUGCUGGCCCUCUUUGAAAUGUGUCCCCAAGUCUUCCGGUAUGGCUGCCUGAGGGAGGAAAGCUGCCAUUACGCUCACUCUGUCAUUGAGCUAAAAACCUGGAGGGUCCAGCGGGACACAGGUAUCAGCCCUGAUGAGAUUGUUAAAGUGUCAACAGAAUAUCAUGAGAAGCAGGAACAGAGUUCAAGCAGCCAGCGAUUCAAUAGAUCUCCUGCUGCUGCUAACGGCGAAAGCAAAGCGAAAGGCAGUAAUCUGAACAUGAAGAUGAACUUUGCCUGUGCUCAGUGCUGGCGAGGAGGCAACGUGAGCGUGCCAGACAAAACCCUCAAGUAUUGCAGUGCCAAGGCCAAGCACAUGUGGACUAAAGAGCAAUACACACUUCUGGUGAAGACCUUGGAUAAGAGCAAAUGGGUUCCUGUCAGACCACUGCCGCAUACCCCAAAGAACUUCCCUAUACAGUAUGAAAUGUGCAACCAGAUAUUGGAGAAAAAGAAAUGUAACUACAGCGGGAAAUGCACCUUUGCCCACAGCGAAGAGGAAAAGGACAUGUGGAUGUACAUGAAGAAUCAAGACAUCCGGGACAUGCAGCAAAUGUACGACAUGUGGCUGACAUUAAGCACCCACAAUCGUCAAGCAGACGGCGCCGUGCUCACCCAGCCAGUCCCUGAAGAGAAAUACAUCAUCAUGCCAAUGGACAACGCUGAGCAAAUGAGUGGCUUCUACUGUCAUCUUUGUGGGAAGCACAGCAACGGUGAGCGCCAGUGGCAGCAGCACAUCUCCACCCUGAAGCACAGGGAGCGCGUGUUCAGCUACGAGGGAGAAGACGAGGCUUUGACGUGGACGUACCGCUUCCCCGGCUCAUGCUUCCAGCUCUGCUCCAAGUUGGAAGGCGGCUGUCCUGAUGGUGCCAGUUGUGACUCCGCCCACAGUCAUGAGGAGCUGCAGGAGUGGAUGGAGAGGCGGGACAUCCUGCGUCAGAGGUUGGCCAAAGCGAGGGAAGACAUGCUCAUCAUGCCUGAUGAGUUUGACUUUGGAAAGUACAACUUUCUACUUCAAGAGUCCGACAAAGAACCACAAAAGAACUGUGAUAAAUGAUAUAUUUUUGUUUACUUGCCGUUGGUCUAUGGAAGACAUUUUAUUUCUGAUUUCUGUGUGCCUUUUUAUAUUGCUCAUGUAGUUUACAUACACACACACACACACACAAAAAGAAAGUUAAGGGAUGUUUAUUCCAUGCAAACAAUACAAACAAUAUCUGUUAUAGUAUUAAAAGUACUUUUAUCCAGGUUAUAUCAACAUUCAGCUCAAAUAGAAACUGUUGGUAUCGAAUUAGUAGUCACGCAGAGACGUGUUUUGAUUGGUAGAACUGUGUUGUUUACCGUUUGAUUCUUAUUUUGGAUAAAUCACCAUUUGAUUAAAUUAUUCUUUG
Molecule: messenger RNA, 3580 nt
Organism: Dunckerocampus dactyliophorus (ringed pipefish)
Lineage: Eukaryota; Metazoa; Chordata; Actinopteri; Syngnathiformes; Syngnathidae
Product: zinc finger CCCH domain-containing protein 7B-like
Exons: 22
Coding region: 190-3249 (1019 amino acids)
Biological process (GO): miRNA processing
Molecular function (GO): protein binding; metal ion binding; miRNA binding
Source: RefSeq, a predicted model, not a curated record